UUAUAUUUUUCCUUGAUCUCUCUCAUUCUUUGCUCGUAGAUCAUUCGUCCAAACUCCAACAAUGUCGCGGGGUCGGUUUGCAUGACUUUCAUCUCGGCCUCCUGCUCCUUUAGCUUCAUGUUACGCAGCAACCGAUGGUGCUACCAGAUCAAGCCGCGUCAGGUGAAAGGCCCAUUGAAGAAUCCGGGCGUGAGGAUCAAGACGGCCCGGUUAGGGUUGCACGUAGAAGCACGAGGCCUUCGCAGAACAAUUUUGCAGCAGGAAAUUGAUGCACGCUUGGCCGCCCACACCUCCCGGUUAGACGCACAGUAUGCCCGUGUCGAAUCUUUGUACUUGAAUCCGCACAAUGGACAGAUCUUCCACCGGCGUCACACCGGCAGCGGCGAAGGAUCUGGAGCAUCCUACACGCCGAAGCCAAAGCUUGAAUCCCCCAAGUGUGAUGGAUCCGAAUCACUUCGUUGGCUCUAUAAGGUUAAGGAGUACUUCGAGUUCUAUGACACGCCUUCCAGUGAACGGCUUCGUUGCGUCGCCCUCAUGCUCGAAGGACUAGCGGCCGAUUGGUUCCACUGGAGAAUGAAGAAUAAGUUGAUUGACGGUUGGGAUGACUUUGUGCACAAGUUUAAGCUCCGCUUUGACCCUGACCACUUUGUGGAUUACUUCAGACAAUUGGCUAAGUUGCGCCAACGCGGGUCCGUCAUAGAGUACCAGGAAGAAUUUGAGAAAAUCCUCCAACAUGUUACUGGCGCCAGUGAGGACAUUUUAAUCUCUCUCUUUCAUGCAGGGUUAAAGCACCAUCUUCAACAGGAGAUCUCUUUGCUCAAGCCCGAAUCAUUAUCCGAUUCCUUCACGUUGGCUCGUGAACUCGAGGCCAAACACACAGCUCUCCUCCAUUCGGUUCACCAACGCCAGGCUUACAUCCCAAACAGUGGGCAGUUGCGGGGGGUUCCUACGGCUUUAAACCUACGCCGCAACCACCCUUGCUGCCAACGCCCCCUAAACCAACACCACCAGGGCUGCCCGGGCACAUCAAGCGUCUAUCCCGAGCGGAAAAAAAAGCCAAGGAUGCUAAAGGGUUGUGCUACAAUUGCGAUCAAAAGUGGUCACGCACGCACAAGCUCUAGCAACAGGGUCGCAGAUGCCCUUUCACGGAGGGACGACGCGGGGGAGUUGGCAGCCUCAUUUUUUCAGCUUUCUCGGCCAGUACCCACCCUUGUGGCGGAUAUUCUUCGGGAGAACACUUCUAAAGCUGACCUGCGCCACUUGCAUGAAGCCGCCAAAUCCAGGUCCCUACCAGCAGACUAUUCGAUCGCAGACGGCCUAGUGUUCUAUCGCCGGCGUGUUUGUAUUGGUAAGGACUCAACUCUCCGUUAUAGCCUUCUUCGGGAAUACCACGACUCUCCCUUGGCAGGCCACCCCGGAGUCCAGCGUACUUUUGCUUGGUUAGCUAUGCACUUCUAUUGGCCGGGGAUGCGCCGGGAUGUGCAACGUUACAUUGAAGCUUGCACCAUCUGUCAGACCACAAAGCAUUCCACACAGCCCCUAGCCGGAUUAUUACAACCGCUUCCCAUUCCCCAACUUGUUUGGGGCGAUACCUCGAUGGACUUCAUUACGGGGCUGCCGCCAUCGCGGGGUUAUACAGUCCUCUUUGUCGUGGUAGAUCGCCUGUCCAAAUAUGUGCAUUUGGGACCUCUUCCUUCGGAUUUUGAUGGACCACUAGUAGCUUCCCUUUUUGUGGAUAUUGUUGUCAAACACCAUGGGUUUCCCCAGAGCAUUGUCUCCGAUCGCGAUAAGAUUUUCAUGAGUCGUUUUUGUUACCACUCGGGACUUCGAAUGACCCCGUUCCAAGUUCUGUAUGGCCGGGAGCCACCCACAUUGCUACCCUGUUCCCCUGGUGAUUGUACCGUUCCCGCCGUGGAUACCCUCCUAACCGAACGCACCACACUACUUCAGCGGCUCCAGCAAUACCUCCACGAGGCGCAGGCCCUGCCACUGCCCGCCGAAUUAGUGGACGGCCGCCCCUCAUCUCACCCAGUGAAGGUUCAUUCCUUGCGCACAACCUUGGUGGGGACACUACCCGUCCGUCAGGCCCUGGUCGAAUGGUCCGAUGGAGGCAUCAACGACGCAACUUGGGAGCCCAUUGACAUGCUCGCGCGCCAAUAUCCAGACCUCCACCUUGAGGACAAUGUGGAUUUUGAUCCGGGGGAGAGUGUUACGCAGCAACCGAUGGUGCUACUAGAUCAAGCCGCACCAGGUGAAAGGCCCAUUGAAGAAUCCAGGCGUGACGAUCAAGAUGGCCCGGUUAGGCUUCACCCUCUCUUGUUCUUGGAGAUUGAACGCCCGAAGUUGUUCAAUCAUUGCCCGGCCGAUUUCGUCGCGGGGAGAAGCGAAAACAGAGGCGGACCCUCACGAACCAGAGGCAAUGGAUUUUGCCUUCUUUCUUCCGAUCGGCCAUGGAAUGGGGCCCUCGUCAUCGGAAUCCGCAACGUUGAAGGGAGGGAUUUGAUCGGUAGAACCGAUAGUCUCGUCGACCUCAACCUCGACAUUGACGGUGGAUCUUUUCCGGAACGAUCCGCCGUCGGGAUUGUUGAGUUGUUGCCACUUCGGGGAACGACUCAAAAUCCUCCAAAGAUCGAUGGGCACCUUACCUUGGUGCCCGUCGUCUUGAUACCGGGUCGUGGCAAACCGGAGAACAUCAGCGUCGUUCGUACCACUCCUCCGGAACCGGGAGCAUUCCUCGUAAACUCCGAUAAACUUUCAGACUUUACGGUUGAUGUGGCUCCAUUUGGAAUAAGUUUUGAUGACAAAAUUUAUGUGUAUACUGUUCCAAAAUUAAUGGGAUAUUGAAAUUUUCAAAUCGUCACUCAUUUUCUUUAAGGUAAAUUUAACUGGAUGUACGAAGAAUUAGGUACAUCCCACAAACACAACAACAACAACCCAGGUAAAUCCCACAAAAGUAGGGUCUGGGGAGGGUGUGUGUACGCAGACCUUGCCCCUACUCGAAAGUAGAGAGGCUGUUUCCAAAGAGACCCCCGGCUCAACGUCGAAAGUUGCAUUGCUUGACUAACUGCUACUUCAUUAAUUAAAGAAGCGCAGACAGUUUAGAGAUCCAUUUUGAUUUAUUCCAUCACACCCCAAAGCCAAAAAUGGUGAAAUUUUGGCUCCAUCGUUUAAAAUGAAUAUUUAUUUUUAGG
This is a messenger RNA of Cuscuta campestris, 3191 nucleotides long. NCBI's taxonomy places the organism in Eukaryota, Viridiplantae, Streptophyta, Magnoliopsida, Solanales, Convolvulaceae. The record is from the annotation of a GenBank genome assembly.